Rangifer tarandus platyrhynchus (Svalbard reindeer) is the source of this 309-nucleotide messenger RNA. The record is from the annotation of a GenBank genome assembly. Lineage: Eukaryota; Metazoa; Chordata; Mammalia; Artiodactyla; Cervidae.
AUGGACCCCAGGAGAGGCCGAGAUAUUGUCAGGGAGAUGGAGAAACCAUUUCUUCACCUUGCACAGGGGCCUCCCUGCCCACUGCCCAGCAAUCCCAUGAAGCAGCAGCAGGGGCUGAGGCAAGUCCACCUCACACCCUGGGAGGAGGGCAGGGAUGGGGCAAGUCAGGUUGAGUCUUUGCAACAGGGCCAGGCUGAGCAUAAAAGGGGGUCCCUCCGGCUGGGAGGAGGCGGAUUGGGGAUCAUGGAGACCCAGAGGGCCAGCCUCUCCUGGGAUGGUGGUCUCUGUGGCUACUGCUCCUGGGACUAG